AUGGAGAGGAAAAGUAAUAGUGGAGAGUGGGAGAAGAUGAAGAAAGAGAUCAGUGAGUUGAUGACAGAAGGAAGAGACUAUGCUCACGAGCUCAAGUCUCAGCUAGGUUCUUCUUCAUCUCAAGAGUCACGUGAACAUCUUGCCACGAAGAUUCUUGAAUCUUACCACAAGUCUCUCACCAUUAUGAACCACUCCGGCGAACUCGACCAAGUUUCUCCCCUUCCCCACGGGGGUGGAAGCCCCAAGAGCGAUGAUUCCGACCAAGACCAAAUCAUCAAGAGUUCAAAGAAGUCAAUGCCAAGGUGGACUGAAAGAGUCAGAAUUACCCCUGGAGUUGAGAUUGAUCGAACGCUUGAUGAUGGGUUCAGUUGGAGAAAGUACGGCCAAAAGGAUAUCCUCGGAGCUAGGUUUCCCAGGGGCUACUAUAGAUGCACGUAUAGAAAAUCUCAAGGAUGUGAAGCCACCAAACAAGUCCAGAGAUCCAACGAAAAUCAUAUGCUCUUUGAGAUUAUUUACCGCGGAAUACAUUCUUGCUCCCAAGCCGCAAAUGUUCGUUCAGCCAUUCCGGUGCAAGUUCUUGAACCAAACCAGACACAAGAACACGAAAAUCUUGAGAUGUUGAAUGAAAGUCUAGACACUGGUCUUCACAACUACAAUCAUCAAGAACAUUUGCAUCAAACCCUUCAAUAUCCUUUGUCCUCUACCCCAACUCUAGAGAGUAAUAAUAUGAUGCUUCAACUGAGAGAUCAGAACGUUGACUUUUUUGGAUCUACGAGUUUCUCCAGUGAUCUUGGAGCUAAUGUCAACUAUGAUUUUCUGCCUUCUCACAAUGUUGGAUCGGUUACUCACUCCAUAUCAAACUCUCCGCCGGAAUCUCCUUUUGAAUGCUUUGAUCCAAAUAAUCCAUUCAGAGGUUUUGGUGGGUUCGAUUCUUAAUUAAUCACUAAGGGAAAGAGGUCGAAACUUUAUGCAAUCUCUUCAGUAAAGAGAGAUAGUUUAUUCAUAAUUCCUAAUCCUGUUUUUGUUUGCUUAUUAAAUAAGCCUUAUUAUCCAUGUUUUUUUUUACCAAAUGUUGUUUUAACAAUUUCUCUGUUACAAAAUAAAGCUUUG
Molecule: messenger RNA, 1110 nt
Organism: Eruca vesicaria subsp. sativa (arugula)
Lineage: Eukaryota; Viridiplantae; Streptophyta; Magnoliopsida; Brassicales; Brassicaceae
Source: the annotation of a GenBank genome assembly